AUGAGAACAAUUGAAGCAAGAAUAGAAGUUGGAAGGGAGCUGGCAUUUGGAGAGGACUUGAGCGCGGAAGCGGAAGAGUGGUCAUUAUUGAGGGCCGUUGCCGAGGGAGAGGCGUCUGGUGGGGGCACUGCGGGCUGGGGAAGACUUUUAGUGCAGAAGUCCCGUCACCAUAGAGACUUCACGCUGGGCCCGCCUCCCUUGUUGCCUACGGUUGCCGCCCCGGAGCCCAGCCCUCCGCCUCCUCCAGAAAUAGAUAAUGUUGAAGACGAAGACUACGAUCCGGCGGAGGAUGAGAUUCUCACCAAGCAGAACCCAUGCCUGGUGAAAUACUGCGGUAAAGGACGGGAGUGCCAGGUAAGCCGCGGAGUGGCACAGUGUAUCUGUCAACGUCGCUGCAGGAGGCACCAGAAACUGGUGUGUGGGACGGAUGGCGAGCUGUACGCGAACCAUUGCGAACUGCAUCGCACAGCAUGUUUGGAGGGCAGAGCAAUCGCUGUGGACCACGCCUAUGGCUGCAUCAAGCAGGGACCUCAGCCAGACAAGCCAGAGGACCAUAGCCUUCUAGAUGUGAUGUCGCCAUCUGCAGUCCCCACUGCCGUCCCCAAUGAAACAUUUACACCACUCAAGCAUAACCCGGAGGACAAUGAGGCAGAACUGGAACCAGAUUCAUACUAUGACAAAGAUGAUUGUUCCAUCCAAGAGUACGAGAUAAUGAAGGAUAACCUGCUGCUGUACAACCAUGCCAAGCUGAUGGCGGAGGACAACCACAGCUCCGGGAAGGAGUACCUGGUGAGCAUCAUGUUCAGUCACUACGACCAGAACAACAAUGGGGCACUUGAGAGAGAGGAGCUCGAACAGAUCGCUAGUCGGGAACAUCUGAACCAGCUAGCCAAAGGCUGCAGUCUCGGCCACAUGCUUUCUUUUGAUGACAGCGACAAAGAUGGCCGCCUCAACAUAAAUGAGUUUUAUAUGGCGUUUAGUAAGUUAUACAGUGUGUCGGUGGUGUCACUAGACAAGGCCCUGGAGGUGAACCACUUAUCAGCCCGUGUGGGAGACAAUGUUGAGAUCAAGUGUGACGUGACUGGGACUCCACCACCUCCCAUCGUGUGGCGACGCAAUGAGGCCGAUCUGUCAGCUCUCAAUGAGGAUGAGGUGCGGGUGUUCAGUGACGGAUCUUUGUACUUGACUCGAAUCCAACUCAUCCAUGCCGGCAACUACACAUGUCAUGCACAGCGCAACAAGGAUGUUGUACAGACACAUGUGCUCACUGUGCACACUAUUCCAGAAGUGAAAGUGACACCACGGAUCCAGUCUCGGCGACCAGGCAAAGACGCCUCAAUGUUCUGCCAUGUGAUCGGAGAGCCUUUUCCCAAAGUUGAUUGGCUGAAGAAUGAUGAGCCCCUCAGGUUCGAUGUGCCACACAAGUACAAGAUUAUCGGUAACGGGACAGAACUGCAACUGCACAAGAUAGGAUAUGCUGACACGGGUGCAUACAUGUGCCAGGCGAGCAAUGUUGGGGGCAUGACUCGUGACAUCUCAUCGCUUGUUGUGCAAGAGGACCCCACCCCCACUGCACCGAACGAGGAGCGUCGCUUCUUUUCGUUCCAUGAUUGGGGCGUGUCUGUGUAUGAGCCCACAGCUUGCAGAUUGUACCACCAGAUACAGGCUACAGACAUCAUUCCUGGUACCCAGGAAUAUGUCUGUGGUGAUAAGGGAGUGAAUUGCAGCUGGGGCCAAGCUAUCAAUGUUGCCAACCGUUACGUGUAUGUGGCUCAACCUCGUAAGGACCGAGUGCUGGUCAUCAGCAAGAUUCAGAUGGUGGUUGUGGAUGUUGUGGUGACAGAUAAGUACCCAGUCGAGCUUCACUAUGUCCCACACCUUGACCAGGUGUGGGUCCUGAACUGGCGUAGUGAAAACAACCAGGGCAUCAAAACCAUACAGAUUAUCCGGGAUGCAGCCCAGAAGAGAAAGCAUCACACAGUGCACCCUGAGCCCAUUGAUGGACAGUUUGACCUCGUGCGAGGCCUCUUCAUGCCCCCCAUACAGGAUAUGACGCACAUGUUCAAGUAUGGGUACGUGACGCACACAAACCAGCGUGGGCUGUACAAGCUGGACUUGGCCAACAUGCGCUACACUAGAAGUAUUGACUUGACGCCAUACAAUUGUGUGCCACGCCACAUACAGUUCUCUGCUCUGUACGGCUUUGUGAUCAUGGAAUGUGAGGAACCCAUCACAGGCCGGCCAACAGGGCAGAUCCUGCUCGACUACCUGACAGAUACAGUGCUCGCUCACAAAACUGGAUUGUUUGGGCAUCCUCAUGUGUCCCCCAACAGUCGCUCUGUCGUCACAUUGGACAGAGGUCAUGAUGGAGUGACUCUAGUGGUGCAGGAAGUUACUGAAAGUGGUCUGAAGUUCUCAUUUGAUGUGAAGACAACGUUGAACAUCAGUGACAUCACAUUCUACCCAUCACAAACCACACAUGGCUACGAUCUGUAUGCCAGUGCGACAGAGAAAGAGGAUAUCUUGUUCCUCAACCUUGUGACAGGAAAAGUGGAGAUGAUCACGGGGGUGGGCAGGGCCAUGCACCCUGCCCUUGCCCAGUGGGACGCACCAAACCGGCCCAUUGCGGCCUCUGGAGUGUUCGGCCACUACAUGGUCACACCGGCCAAUGAAGCCCUGUUCGUAGUCAAUGGGGAGACACGAACGGUGAACUGCGAGAUUGGUGGGCUUGUUCAUCCAAGAACCGCUGUCUGGGUGACAAUGCAGCUCCAGUGAACAAAAGUGACCUAAGUAACAAUACUAUAUCAGACAGCCUUUUUUUGUUAUUUUACACUGGUGGACACAUUGUUGUGAUUUAGCAAAUUGAAUUACACAGACUUUACUCAUUGUGAUGAAGUGCAGUGUACUGAGGAUGGUGCUGAACACGGGCACAGAUGCUGAAAAGAGUAGUGACAUUGCAGAGGAGGUUUGAGCUUCCCACUGCAGAGAAUAUUAAAAUUGUGACACUUGGUAGUCUGGUGAAUAGGUACCAGUGUCUUAGAUGAAUCUG
Cryptotermes secundus is the source of this 3049-nucleotide messenger RNA. RefSeq names its product follistatin-related protein 5. Gene Ontology annotation, cellular component: axon; plasma membrane; neuronal cell body. The record is from RefSeq and is a predicted model, not a curated record. The coding region runs from base 1 to 2775 and encodes 924 amino acids. Lineage: Eukaryota; Metazoa; Arthropoda; Insecta; Blattodea; Kalotermitidae. Gene Ontology annotation, biological process: homophilic cell-cell adhesion; synapse organization. The transcript has 16 exons. Gene Ontology annotation, molecular function: protein binding; axon guidance receptor activity; calcium ion binding.